GUGCUUUCCAAGGGUACCUGGCUGUUUCGUUCGGGCAUAUUUGCUUGCACCUGAAGACUGGUGGCGGACUGUGCUGUGGAUGGUUGCUUUUUGCUGUAGAACUUCUACUUAUUUCUGGGUGCCUUCCAUCUGUCUUUUCCUCGCUGUAUCUCUUUCAACUUUCAUAGUGGCCGUUUGAAAACACGGGAACGAAAUAAGCUUCCCCCUCCGAAUCGUCUGUGGUCCACCUUCCCGCCGGUACCGCAAUUGAUAUGGCGACGAAUUUCGAGUCAUCGGACAACGCGCGCGUGGAGUCUACUGUACACACCACGCAGCUCAAUGACUCGAAUGAAACGACAACCCCAGCAUUCGAGGAGAAACAGCCAGACACACAAGUCAACGAUGGCCUCCCGCAAGGUGCAUCAACGACACUUGAAGGCGGUCUGUACAGGCCUUCAUCUGGCGAAUUCCCCUCGGACGAUUCAGCGCAUAGUGUCCCCGUGACUGUCGGGACGACCGAUGCGGAUGGCAACACCUAUCCUGAAGGUGGACUAGAAGCUUGGUUGGUAGUCUUUGGAAGCUUCAUGGGCCUCGUUGGUUCUCUUGGUCUGGUGAAUACCAUCGGCACACUACAGGCGUACAUUGAGAGCCAUCAAUUGAAGGACUACAGCUCUGGCAGCAUUGGGUGGAUCUUCGGCGUCUACGCAUUCCUGACUUUCUUCUGCGGCAUUCAGAUAGGUCCUAUCUUCGACGCCAAAGGACCCCGAUUUCUUGUCUGCGCCGGAGCUGUGCUGAUCAUGGCGAUGAUGAUCGCCUUGGGGUUCUGCACGCAGUACUGGCACUUCAUGCUAGUAAUAGGUGUUGCAGGGGGUAUCGGAGCCUCGUUGCUGUUUACGCCAGCAAUUUCUGCCAUCGGACACUUCUUCAACGAGAAGCGUGGGAUCGCGACGGGCAUCGCCGCAACGGGUGGCUCCGUCGGUGGCGUUAUCUUCCCCCUGGCACUGGAAGCUCUAUUCCCCAAGAUAGGGUGGGCAUGGGCAACUCGAGUCAUUGCUCUCAUUUGUCUCAUCACGCUGCUAGCCGCAUGCCUACUCAUCAAAUCCCGGUUGCCCAAGAAACCGGCGUCGAAAGAGAACGUUCUUCCCGAUUUCCGUAUCUUUCGGGAUCCUGUAUUCACCCUCACAACCUUGGGGAUCUUCUUUAUCGAAUGGGGACUUUUUGUCCCACUCAGUUAUAUCUCCUCCUACGCAUUGGAUAAUGGCGUCUCGACAAAACUGUCGUACCAAAUGCUCGCAAUCUUGAACGCUGGUUCGUUCUUCGGACGAGGUAUUCCUGGCUUUGUUGCUGAUUAUCUGGGCCGCUUCAAUACUCUCAUCGUCACUGUUGCCUUGUGUCUUGUAUGCAACGCAUGCCUCUGGCUUCCAGCGAGCGACAGUGUCCCGGUCAUGAUUGUGUACUGUGUCAUUUUUGGAUUUGCAAGUGGCAGUAACAUCAGUCUUACGCCAGUCUGUAUCUCUCAGCUCUGCAAGAUCGAGAAUUAUGGCAGAUACUAUGCCACAGCGUACACGAUCGUCAGUUUCGGAACCCUUACUGGCAUGCCUAUCGCUGGUGUGAUUCUUUCCCGGUGCGAUGGGAAGUACUGGGGUCUCAUCACCUUUACGAUCUGCUGCUAUGCUCUUGGCCUUGUUUGCGUUACUGCAGCCAAAUUAGUCCGUGUCGGCUGGCGCCAGGCUCUCGUGAUCUACUAACCUAUGACACGGAUGGGUAUCAAUCUUACUUCCCAGUCUAAUAUUUAAUAUCAUUUUUGGAGGCUUUGAGCCAUAUCACAGAAACAGUAGGUAUAGAUAUAUAUGCAGCUGGCCAUUCGCGGUACCAUGAGGCGAGCCGGACGUCUGUUUGCGGGCUUCGCUUCCGACGAGGUCUGCCCAACAAACCUACGGUGGCUAACCAUCACACGCGUCUGUUGUCACGAUGAGCAAUUAAAGCUCAUUGGAUUGUGAUUUGAGGGGAUGGAAGGCAAUCACACAUUUCGAUUCCCGGAUUACAUAGAGACGAAG
Messenger RNA from Aspergillus uvarum CBS 121591, 2036 nucleotides. RefSeq names its product MCT family MFS transporter. Gene Ontology annotation, cellular component: fungal-type vacuole membrane. Gene Ontology annotation, biological process: transmembrane transport. The coding region runs from base 252 to 1727 and encodes 491 amino acids. The transcript has 2 exons. The record is from RefSeq and is a predicted model, not a curated record. NCBI's taxonomy places the organism in Eukaryota, Fungi, Ascomycota, Eurotiomycetes, Eurotiales, Aspergillaceae. Gene Ontology annotation, molecular function: transmembrane transporter activity.